Messenger RNA from Monoraphidium neglectum, 513 nucleotides. RefSeq lists its product as hypothetical. The transcript has a single exon. Bases 1 to 513 code for a protein of 170 amino acids. NCBI's taxonomy places the organism in Eukaryota, Viridiplantae, Chlorophyta, Chlorophyceae, Sphaeropleales, Selenastraceae. The record is from RefSeq and is a predicted model, not a curated record.
AUGGGCGAGAUCCAGCGCUUCCGAUCGCGCCUCUCCGAUCCCGCGCCCCGCCCCUCCAUCCCGCACCCCCCCAUUCGCCCCGCCCCCGCGCCCGCCGUCACGGGCGCCACGGACGGCCGGUCCACGACGGCCGACGGCGCCGGCGACGCCGGAUGCGGGACGCUCACGCUCAUCGGCGGGGCUGCCGCGACGGAGAGCGCCCUGAGCGCGAGCGGCGGCUGCGACGCCUAUGGCUAUGGCCACGGCUGCUUUGCUGGAGAGUACGGGUCACUCGUGGACAGCGGAGGCCCGGGGCCGCUGGCGCCGCUGCCGGCGCCGCCCGGCGGGGCUGCGGCGGGGUCCUUGCGCAGCCGCAGCUUCUCGGCGCCCUGGGGGCUGCCCGUCAUCCAUGACGGGGGUGACCUAGAGGGCGAUCCGGACGCGGCAGCUGCCGCGCAGCUGCCGCCGGCUGGCGGGGCGGCAGGCGAGGGGGUAGGGAAGGGGGCGGCCGCGGCGCUCACGCGGCCGCGAUAG